Molecule: messenger RNA, 591 nt
Organism: Heterobasidion irregulare TC 32-1
Lineage: Eukaryota; Fungi; Basidiomycota; Agaricomycetes; Russulales; Bondarzewiaceae
Exons: 1
Source: RefSeq, a predicted model, not a curated record
GUAUCCUUCGAAAUGCCCGACCAGAGUAAUAUCGUCCCCGACUCCACCAAAUCUUAUCCUUCUAGCCGUGCCGAUAUAGCCAUUCACAGCAUACACGAUGGUCCUCGGCGUCCAGCAUCAGACGACGCCAUGCCGCCCAAGUUUGUUAGAAUGGAACGAGUCCAGGAGGCCGGUCUCUGCGCAGGCAACAAACACCUGCCCGACUGUAAGGAUAUCCCUACAAUCAAAGGUGACUCCGUCGGUGUAGUAGCUUCGCAGAAAGGGUGUUCCCACUCGAGACCUGUCACAGCCACCAAGGGAAAAGAUCGAAAUACGGCUUUGAAGACGCAGAAGAAACCAUCAAAAAAUGCACGGGUGCCGUGCCCCAAGGAGGGAUGCAACACGACCUUCGCGUCAAACUCAGAAAGGAACCGCCACGUCAGAACGAGCAGAGAUCACGUUUCGCAGGGCACAUUCAAAUGUGAUUUUUGUGGUGAUCUUUUGUCGCGCAACGACAGCUUGAGAAGACACGUGAGCACGCUGCACAAAGACGAGGACAAGCCAAGAAGGGGAGAUGAUGUAGAGUAUGAUGUGGAGUCGGAAGAUGAGUAG